AUGCAAGUCGCAAAAUUCACUUCUUUUCGGAAACAAUUGGACCAGGAAUUACACUCCCUUUCUUCAGAAUCUAAAAGAAGAAAUUCAACCAUUAAACAUGCUAGCGACAAAUCAAUCGAUAUUCUAAAGACUAUUCAAAAUAUAGAAGAACUUGUAAGGCACCCUGAUUUUGUUACACCUUUGGUCCUGGCCUGUUCAUCGAGAAAUGCCAAAUUAACUUCAAUUGCCAUGCAAUGCCUACAAGGAUUGGCGUCCGUACCUUCAAUACCAGAGUCAAGAAUCCCAGAAGUUCUAGACGGAUUCAUUGAAGCCACUCAGCUAGCGAUGGAGAUACAAUUGAAAGUUCUACAAAUAGUACCAAUAUUUUUCAAGACAUAUGCAAAAUAUAUUGUAGGCCCACAAUGUAAAAAGUUACUUCAAUGCUGUUCAAGUUUACUUCAACUACCAAAUAAAGCACCAGUUGUCUUUGGGACUGCAAGCGCAACUUUGCAGCAACUAAUAGAUGAAGUCUUCGAAAGAGUUUCCUACGAAUGGGCCAAAAAUGAAGAUGACGAAUCGGCAACUGCAACGUUUGAAGUAAUGAUUAGUAAUAAUGAAACAGUCAAAGUUGGCCCCUACCACUACGAUGCUAACAGAUUACUUAAUGACUUAUGUUCAUUGGUCGAAUCAUCUACCUCCUCUUCAUCUUCAACAAGUACUCAGGAUAAAACCGAUCAAUUGUUAGAUAUUAAAGACAUCCAAACAGAUUACGGCCUAGAGAUAUUGGAAUCAGUUUUGAAGAAUAGUAAGAAAUUAUUUUUGACAUACCCUGAUUUACAAUUUAUAUUGAGAACAAAAACGGUACCGUUACUAUUACGCUAUAUUUCGUCAUCAAAACAUUUUUCGACUAUAUUCAGAAGUUCUCGAUGUAUCCAACUUCUAAUCAAAAAGGACUAUCUCUCAUUACUUGAACUGGAAUUGGAAGUUAUUAUUUCACUGCUUAUUCAUGGAAUAUCAUUAGAAUCCAAUAUAUCCCCUUGGCAACGGAUAUUGUCGUUGGAAAUAUUCAAGGAACUAUCCCAAGAUUUUGAAAUGAUCAGGUCAUUAUUUAUUACUUAUGAUUUGUUCCCAGACAGGAAACAUAUUGUGAACGAUUUAUUGCAAACAUCUUUCAAAUUAAUCGAUUCAAAGGACUUUACAUCUUUCCUUGGCCAUUCAGAGAUUAUUCAAAAAGUUAGCUCUCCUCUAAUCACAUCUGAAACAACAACUGUCAAGACAAGAUAUAUUGAUAUGCUAGAUAAGACAAACCCGCCUUCUGUUAAUUUAGCUUACAUAAUUUCUUUAGUAUUAUCAAUAUCCAAUAAUUUCUCUGAAGGUUUAAAUAACCACGUUUUAACUGUUUGCCAAGCUAAAGGUGAUGAUAAAAACGAAGCGAGCAAGGAGGAAUCAGAACUCACAUCGACUAAACGAUUAUAUGAGGGCUUGUUCGAAAGUCUAUUCCAACUCCAUAAAUUACUCUUAUAUUCGUCAAUGUUAGAUUCUCACAUAUUCCAUUCGCUAGUAAGAGCAUUUCAAAAGUUAGCUCAUGCGGCUGGACUUCUACAUUUAAACGAUAAAUUGAAUGUAUGUCUUGACCUAUUCUCAAAGUCAAUCGUUAACAACACUUUGAGUGGAAGUCCUACAGAUGAUAUGCAGACUAAUAUUGGACCUCAGUCACAAUCGUCAAGAAACAGUUCAAAAACUUCCACGCCUAGAAAAUUACAGUCCGCCACAUUCUCAGAUAAGAAAUCUUUACACCUUAGAUCUUUCAAUUCAAGAAACGUUAGUUUAUUCAGAGCUCUAUUAUCGCUAUCCAUAUCAAUUGGUUCCUUCUUUAACACGAAAAGCUGGCAAAUUGUCUUCCUAACUUGGCAAUGGGUAUCAUACUUUAUUUAUGGGCCAUCUGCUGAUUUUAUGGAAGCAUUCUAUGCCAAUGAUAUUCCACCUGCUCCUACAGUAUCAAAGAGUGAUUUACUGUCCAUCGAGACCAGCAUCAAGAAAUUGUUCGAAAAUACUCAGUCAUACUCGUCCGAUUCAUUUCAAAUUCUAUUGGAAAGCGUAAUGAUAGAAGCUAAAAAAUCAUUAUCCAUUCCAGAAGAAGAUUCUGAUAGCGCAAAUGGAUACCAUCCUUUAAACCAAUCAAAUGAACUAUCGAAUUGUAUCUACAAUAAGGGGUUUUUCAUUACUCAAAUUGGUGAACUAGCGUCUUUCAACUUCAAUAGAUUUAUCACGGAAUAUCAAAAUCAAGACAGGAUGCUGUGGAAUUCGAUUAUGAGUUUCUUUAUCAAAUUGAUUGCUAAUCGCAAUAUUUCAAGUAUUCCCCUCCGUCUAUAUAUUACUAGAGUUUUCACGGAUAUCAUAAAGAAUAUUGCUAAUGAAGUUGGAAAUAUGGACGACCAAGAAACCAGAGCCUCCAAAUUUUCCAUAUUAGAGCAAUUGUUCACCAAUUCGCUAAUGAAAACAAUUGAAUCAAUUCAAAAAUUAGACGUUACAAAAAAUGAAAUAUAUGAUGGUACAAUAAGAACUGAAUCUGAAAUCAUAUUUCAAAUUUUGUCCACUUUAAAAGAGAUUUUAAAUGAAUUUGGUGACCUAUUAACUCAAUCAUGGUCAACUAUAUUCAAUAUUAUCAAUGCACCUUUUGAAUGGAACAUUGAAACAGCUUUGUCUUCUGAAGGAGGCAAUGAUAAAGAAGACUCCUCAUUGGUAGGAGGAAUUCUUCAAAAUUAUAUAGAUAUGAUCCAAGUCUCCUAUGAUGUAUUCAAAUUAAUAUCAGAUGACUUUUUACAAUCACUACCCUUGGGCGUAAUAAAAUACGUUGUUGACACUUUAGUGAAUUAUGCUACGCAGGAUAAAAUAUUAAAUAUCUCAUUUUCCUCAAUUAGUCAAUUUUGGUUAGUCGGUGAUUAUUUACGACUAAAAGAUGGCGACAUUGUAAAAUUCGAUGACUCUAAAGAAUCGAAAGACAGGCUAGCUAUUUUCAAGGGUAAACUGCAAGACAACCAAUUAACCCAGAUUAUUUCCUCAUCAGCUUCGAAAGGACCAGAGAUGUAUAAUGGCCUUUGGUUAUAUCUUCUAAAAAGUCUAAUAGAAUGCACUAAAGACAAGAGGAUAGAAGUCAAGAAUGGUUCCAUCCAAACGUUUUUCAGAAUUGUCGAUUCUCAUGGGAGUUGUUUCCCAACUUGGGACUUAAUCUUCAUAGAAGUAUUGAAUCCAUUCUUAAAAGAAAAACUAUGGGAGGCUGACAAUGAAGAAAUUUCCAAAUUUGUUGACUUAACUUUAAAAGGUUUAGUAGACCUUUACCCAAGUCAUUUUACAUCGUUCUUAUCUUCCAAUAGCAACGAUGAAUGGAUUGCCGUUUUAAAUUUGUUUGACAAACUCCUCAAAUCUAAGUCCAGUUCUGUAAAUUACGUCACAGUUAUCAAUUAUCAAAAGUUAUUGAAAUCAAUGAUAAAAUUUCCUUAUCUCCCUGAGCCUAUUUGGAAAAAAUGUCAUGAGAUCUGGCUCGGAUAUAACAUUACAUAUAGCGAUUUGGCCAGCCUGACUCCUGAGGUAGGUGCAAAAACAGAAUACGAUUGUGUUACUGAAUUGCUGAUUGCAUUCCAAGAUCUAUAUCCAUUAGUAGAUAAAUACGGAAAGAUUUCAGAGGAAUUCACCGAGAAAUCAUUAGGAUUCUUUAAUUCAGCAGCAAGAUAUCCGUUACUUCCUGAAUAUAGUCAAGAUAAAACCAAGUUAUCAGGUUUACAAAAUCAAUUGUUAUGUUGUCUACAUCUUUUUGACAGAAUUGAAAACCGUGAGAUUGAACUGUUAGUCAUUUACCAAUUAACUGUCUUUGGUACAUUAUGUUUUGAUACUAGGGAAAAAAUAGAAAAGAAAUUAGCACACAAAUUAACCGAUGCAACUAAUUCUAGAAUACCUUCAUUUGAGGCAAUAAGUUAUAUCUCAACUCAAUAUUUAUCAGAAAGGUUAGAUUUUGCGAGUAAUAACUCUGUACCCUUAGACAAAGACAAACAAAUAUUAAGAAUUGUGCGAAAUUUGUCAGACGUAAUACAAAGGAAAUCGUUUAUUAACUUAGGUAAAUCAGAGAAUAUUCCUCUUUGGGUUAUAUCAUCCCGUUGUUUUAGGAAAUUAGUCGAAAAGUUACUUGUUUCCUUCAAAAAGGCGUCUGCACCAAAUUACCUUCAAGGUGAAGUUUUAGGGAUAUUUAUCGAUGUAAUGUCGUCAUAUUUCGUAAGGGAAAGCGGGAAAACGGAUUCGUUAACUGAAUCUUCUGACAUAGAAGAAUAUAGAGCUUGUAGUACAAUACUUUUGCAAAAUGAUGUCAUUACAUUGCUAGAUGAUGAACGAUUGAAAUACCUUGUUGAAAGUAUAUGGUAUGGCUCCUUUAUCUAUGAAACUGAUGAAUACGAAAAUGCAUUGCUUGCAAGGGGUGAAACUCUAUUUGACGUUUCUCAACAACUUUCAAAUUUUGAUUUCAACGAUAUGUUUGGAUCUACAGUCCAACCUCCUUUAAUGAGUAAAUAUAAUUGCUCUCUUGUCUGUUUGAAUGAUCUUAUUAAAUUCGUGAUGCUACCAGAUCCUGAAUUCUCAAAACUAAGGAUAGUAACUAUCCCUUUCCUAGUUGUUCGUAUAUCUUUAGUGUUAAGAAGGUUUAUUUGCGAUGAAUUCCUAAUGUGCAAAGCUCCGAUCCCCAAACAUAGAAAAAUAGAGUUAACAACUUUUCUAAAUGGGUUGCAUAAAAUCAUGCAGUUUCUUUUGGAAGAGAAUCCCGAAUACGGCGAAGAGGAGACUCUCAAAGAACUAAAGGUAUUAUAUCCUUUGAUUCUUAAGACGAUCCCUGUUUCACACAAGGUGGAAGGUAUUCAGGAUGAUGUUCUAAAUUUAUCGUUGGCAUUUACUAAAUUAAUGUCCAAAUAA
Messenger RNA from Naumovozyma dairenensis CBS 421, 4932 nucleotides. RefSeq names its product Mon2p (gene MON2). Bases 1 to 4932 code for a protein of 1643 amino acids. NCBI's taxonomy places the organism in Eukaryota, Fungi, Ascomycota, Saccharomycetes, Saccharomycetales, Saccharomycetaceae. The record is from RefSeq and is a predicted model, not a curated record. The transcript has a single exon.